Messenger RNA from Gastrolobium bilobum, 1135 nucleotides. Its product is annotated as (+)-neomenthol dehydrogenase-like. The record is from RefSeq and is a predicted model, not a curated record. NCBI's taxonomy places the organism in Eukaryota, Viridiplantae, Streptophyta, Magnoliopsida, Fabales, Fabaceae. The coding region runs from base 84 to 968 and encodes 294 amino acids. Gene Ontology annotation, molecular function: oxidoreductase activity, acting on the CH-OH group of donors, NAD or NADP as acceptor. Gene Ontology annotation, cellular component: membrane. The transcript is spliced from 5 exons.
GCUCGCUCUGCAAGAUGUAUAAAAACUUGAUAUCUGUUUCAUUUCCACCCCAUAGAAGUGUCCUGAAUUCUCUCUAAUAAACAAUGGCUGAAGUAGCAAAAAGGUAUGCAGUUGUCACAGGAGCAAACAAAGGGUUAGGAUUUGAGAUAUGUAAACAGUUGGCUUCUAAUGGAAUCACAGUGGUUCUAACAGCAAGAGAUGAGAAAAGGGGUCUUGAAGCUGUUGAUAAACUCAAGCAACUUGGUCUGCCUGGCCAUGUUGUUUUUCAUCAGCUUGAUGUCAAUGAUCCUGCAAGUAUAGUAUCAUUUGAAGAUUUCAUACGGACCCAAUAUGGAAAACUUGAUAUCCUGGUGAAUAAUGCAGCAAUAAUGGCAGGAAAUUAUGACCGUGCUGCUUUUGAAGCUUCAGUUGCUGCUGGAGAAAAAGGUAAUUGGACUAGAUUCAUGACUCCAACCGAUGAAUCUGUAGCAGCAGCAAUUAGAACAAACUACUAUGGUGUCAAAGGCAUGUGUGAAGCACUUAUUCCCCUUCUAAAAUCUUCAGACUCAGCAAGGAUUGUUAAUGUUUCUACCACCCUCGGUUGUUUGCAGUUCAUAUCAAAUGGUUGGGCUAAAGGAGUCCUAAGUGAUGUUGAAAGCCUUACAGAGGAAAAAGUGGAUGAGGUUUUGAAUCAGUUCCUAGAAGAUUUUAAAGAGGGUUUAGUAGAAACCAAAGGCUGGCCUACUUUUUUACCUGGAUAUUCAGUCACAAAAGCUGCUUUAAAUGCCUACACAAGGAUUCUUGCCAAGAAGUACCCAACUUUGUACAUCAAUGCUGUUACCCCUGGUUUUGUGAAAACAGAUAUAAACUACAAUAAUGGCCUUUUGAGUGUUGAGGAAGGUGCUCAAAGUGUUGUAAAGUUGGCUUUGCUACCUAAUGGCGGUCCUUCUGGCCUCUUUUUCUCUCGAAGUGAAGUGGCACCAUUUUGAUCAAAAGUCAUUAGUAUUAGCAAAGUUAUAAGAGCACUAGAUAACAUUCCCAUAUAUCUACAGGCUUGAUGUGUGUUUGUAUUAGAUUUUGUAAACAUUAUUUUGAUUGAAAACUUUUAUUUGUGUGGUGCUGAAUCAAUGUUAUUUGAGUAGUAUUAAUAAAAUCA